GACCGCAUGCCUCAUAUGCUUCCCAAUCCCACGGCAGGAGAGGACAGGACAGGACAGGAUGGAUGAAAUCGACAAGGCGUGGCAGGGCCGACAUGGCGCUCGCCGCGCCGUCCCUCGGGACGUGCCAUGGACGUGGAGCCUGGCGCCUCUAGGCCGUCCAAAGUUGAGAGAGGAGAUGGAAUACGAAUGAGGCUAGCGACUAUCGAACCGCGAGCAUGCCGCCGUAUUGGAGGGGACGGAAAGCUCGAGCUCGAGCUCAAGCUUGCUUGGACAAGGGGAACCCCAUGCUGUGCUGUGCCUGGCUUGGGCUGGGGCUGCUGCAAAUGGAGAGGGGGGGGAGACCGACGCCGCCGCCGCCGCCCGCUCCAAUCUGUCCAACCAUCCAGAUCCAGGCACCGCCUUUCUCGAAAUUGCAAAGUCCAGUUCGGCAGGCAGAGGGGUGCAGGGUUAGAUGUGUGCUAUGUAAGGUUACAUACUCUGUACGUAACUGGCAUUCUCGCGGCGUUUGUUUGCAGCGCCACAGCUUGCAGCUGCCUACUAGUUCCAGAGUCGAGUCAAUGCAGCAAGGGGGAACGCAACAACUCAGGCCGGCUAUCGAAAAACCGCCAGAGUCUAUCCGCAUCUAUUUUGGUGACGAGAGCACCAUCGUCACGGCAAAUUUUCUGCCGAAAGACAGACAAAAAGCUGUGCGGGCUCUGGUCGAGCUGUGAGCUGAGAGGCUGCUGCAUGUAGACGUAUCACGUAUGUACGGAACAGUGUAGGCGCAUGUCGUGUCACCGAGCUCUCGUCUGGCUGGCUCUGGCGCUCGGGUCCUAGUGCAAGCCCAACGG
Lasiosphaeria miniovina is the source of this 830-nucleotide messenger RNA. RefSeq lists its product as uncharacterized. The transcript has a single exon. NCBI's taxonomy places the organism in Eukaryota, Fungi, Ascomycota, Sordariomycetes, Sordariales, Lasiosphaeriaceae. The record is from RefSeq and is a predicted model, not a curated record. Bases 127 to 732 code for a protein of 201 amino acids.